AUGACUACUGAGCCGCCGCAGACACCAAAACGUUCGAUGCGAACAGAAGGUGUCGACAUGCCUCUUCCAAGGAACCUCCGCAGCCCAAGCUCCUCCAGCGACAUCCUCUCUUCGUCCGGUCGCUCCAUUGCAGGAGGUCCUCUGCCCCCAGCGAAUCCCAAGGCGGCCUAUAUCGCGCAAGGCGCUGCCGAACAUCUCACUUCUACCGAGCUCGACAGACCUGUCCUUGUCGAUGACAAUGCGCUUGAUUUGGUCAACGGCUUCCUCGACCAAAUACUGUACAACCUCCUUCACAUCUCCAAGUCCACCGACAUCGAUUCACUUCGUCAUGCUGUUCCCAAGCUGCUCAAACCUCGACUUGGACAGGCUGCCGUAAAUGCCGCCGAUGAGGAAUUGAGGGACUAUGAGAAAGAGGAGGACCCAGACACAUUGCAGCGGCCACCGCGUCCGGCAAGGCCCAGUGAUUUUGACCUCGAACUAGCCUGGAAGUUGGCACGCUUGCGAUGUAUGGUGUAUGCUCGUCUCGGUGAUAUGGAACCGGAGGACGAGGAAGAUUUUCUCGAGUCCGAGCGCCUGGAAGAGCACGUUUAUGGCUCUCCCAUGUCCGUCGUAGCCACGUCGGCCAUAUUCCUCACCUCAAUCCUUGAAUUCGUCGGCGAACAGGCCCUCUGUAAUGCCGCCCAACACGCAGAGAAGCGCCACAAUUCGAGAGCAAGCCGAAAACCGGUCGAGCACAGCAGUGAGUCGGAGCCAACGAUCGAGAACGAAGACUACGUCGCGCUCGAGCCUGUCGAUGUGCUUCAGCUCGGCCGUGAGGGUGCGCUUUCGCGCCUCUGGCGAUCCUGGAGGCGCGAUACAAGAGCGUCUGAAUCAUUCGCCUCCCGUCCAAACACUCCUGGCUUCGUCAUGUCGCCUUCAAUGACCGAACCCUCGCACAGCCGCAAAGCCAGUCAUGCUUCGCGCGUCGCUAAGAUUCCCGAGGAGGAUUCGCCGGACUCGGACUCUAAUAGUCCUUCUCAAAUACCGCUACCAGUCCGUGACACAGACAUUGACGAAAUUGAGGUUCCGGGCCUUGCCCCAGAUUUCGAAGAGCGUGACGAAGCUAGAGAAGCCCGCCCUGAGAUGGGGACCAAGAGACCGUCCAGCAUGCUGAUAUUCCCUGGUUACUUCCCCUCCUCCCCUGGCCCCGCCAGCCCAACAACUCCUACCAGCCCAACAGUUCCAGAGCGUAGUGCGCUCCGGCCUAAGUAUCACAGACAGAGAUCGCAGUCCCUGCCCGAUCUUCCACCUGCGCCGAUUUUCUUCCGCCGCAGCAACAAGAAGGAAUCCGCCCGUGAUGCUCCCAAUGACGUUGCAGCAUCAGGAGUCAAGUCUGUAGAAGAGCCAGAGGAAGAUGUGCCAGUCGAGCUGCCCUCAGCUAGUGAGUCACUCCAGACGUCUAGGCCAAACACGCAGCACAGCUCUCGACCCAGCGUAGUCAACGGUGCUGCCGUUGCGGCUAUUGCUGGGGCACUUGGCGUCGAAGCUGCACGAGCUUCGCGCCGAGGCAGGGAUCAACACGAUGGAUCACGCCCGCAGACGCCACGGACUAAAACCGCAGCCGAAGAAAUGAUGGGUACCAGUUAUCAUCAGCCGGUUGCCGCCAGCAAUCCUGAGACACGUGCCUCCAUCACCGGUCCUAGCGACUUUGAAAGCUUGCACGUACCUCAGGGAGCGCAUAAUGUGGUUGAUGAUCCCGAAGACUUGGCCCUAAGCUCUGAUGAUGAGCAUGCUGUACAGACCCGACAGGAGGCCCGAGACUCAGGCUUUGCUGUGAGUGGAGUCGCAGGUACAUCGGCAGAAGGGGGCCAAGCAGCAUCCUCACCCAUCAGUCCCUGGAGGAAUCGCGAGGCGGCAGUAUACGAGAACUCGAUUGUGUCGUCUCCACGCGAAGAAGCCUCCGAAUUUGACCAGGCCGAUGGCGAGCGACCUCGUACUCAGGAGUCAGUCACAUUCCAGCCGUCCCAGCUUGCACAAACCAGUUCCGUAGCGCGGGCUGACAUGGCCGACGAGACGCCUCCCCUCCAAAAGGCGGAAGUAUUCGAGGACAGCUUAGGCGGUCCUCAAAAUGUCACCUCUAGCACCUCUAUCCCACCGCGCAUAUCAUCCCGCGAGCCUCACUACGGCCAUUCAACUACUGCUUCGAAGUCAUCGCAAUACUCGCAUCAUUCGAAGAGUUCGUCUAGUAGUAGCAAAUUGCUGGGCUUCACUCGAGAUCAGAGUGGUCGGCCUCUGAAGGAGCAGCGUGCGGAGCACGGUGACAAUAACCGUACACCUCAUUCACGAAAUGCCAGCGCCAAUACUUCAAAGGUCAUUCCAGGAGCGCCGUUGGGAGCUGCUACUGGUGGUACACUUGCUGCGCGGCGUGAGCACUUGCGCGUUAGGACUGAUUCGGAGGAGGAUGUAGCGCGGACUAGAAGUCUAGAGAUAUUGAUCAAGAGUGGCGAGACCCUUCACUAUACUCUCACUCCGGAAUCAGCGCGGGCUGAAGAGGUAUGUGUCGAAAGUCGUGACGCGAAUUUGACUAACAAACCAAAGUUCGCUCCCUCGCCCACCAGGCCGAAGACUGAAACGCAAGAUCUUGCUGACUUCUUCCGCAACACCGGUCCGCCAGGCGAACAAAGUGCUACGAGACCAACAAGCUCGAAAGGGACCAAAACGAUGAACGGACUUCGAUCAAAUCCUGUGCAGGCAGACACUGCAUCGACUUCUGUCGUACCCAAGCCUACGGAGAUGCGAUCUAAUGAACAGUCCAACCUCGCACAUUCGCGAUCCCGGUCCUUUGCGGAGCCGCGCGAUCCGCGACCAGAGCGCAACACGACACGCGACCUCGCUGACUAUGUCCGAUCUACCGGACCGGCCAACAACGAACAACUUCCCAAGCCUCUUGUAACGCACAGUAGCCAGGUCAGUCAUUCAGAGACCGUAACGUCAAGCUUGAGAUCCGACGGAGUGCCUCGCGUACCGGCCGAAGCGCAGAGACAGGCAAGUCUUGCUAGCGCUGCGAAUCGGUCUGGGUUCCAGGCGCGUGAUGCUCGCCCAACGAAAGGAUCCGAGACGGCGGAUCUCAUCGACUUCAUACGCCAGGGACCACCACGGGCUGCUGGUGAGCACCGCAUCGACCGCAAAGUGGCGCCGUUCCGCACAACCAUGGAUUCCGAUGAUCUCCAAGCUCUGGCUCCGCCCGUCGAUCUUGCAGGUCGUAGUUCAGUGGGCAGCAACCACGAGAGCACCGCGACCAAGUCGAUGCAGGAAUCGACCAAUUCGCGGACGGCACUCCUCGAUUCCAGUCGACAGACGCCUGUCCGAGGUCCAGCGCCUAUCAGCCACGAUGUGAAGCGACAAGUCAUACCUGAGCAGGACAGCAUGCCACCACGCACCCGACGACGAGUCAAAGAUCCCUACGCUAUCGACUUCAGUGACGAUGAGGAGCUUGAGGCAGAGCUGGCGGCGCCGCCAAAACCUCGCAGAGAGGAGGAGUCCCUCAUCGACUUUUUAAGGAAUACCGCGCCGCCUCCAGGAAUGACGACUCAGCCGAUCCUUGCAGCGGGUGCUCGACCUCCUCAAGAAAAGACUGACCUCAAACGGUCUGUUAGUAAUUCCAAAUUACGGGACAUACUUGGCCGGGGUGAUAGCUCGGCAAAGAACGGAUCUUCCGCACAUGGUGCUAAUGGCGCGAGAGAGGAACCUCCACAUCUCCAUCAACGUCCCAACGGGGCGUCAGCUGGUCCUGGCGUCCGGAAACCUAGGUUCGAGGCGCGAGAAGCCAAGACAACGGUUACUUCGACUUCAGAUCUGGCCAGCUAUCUGAUGAAUUCGGGGCCAAGCGAGUCAUCGCAGUCACUAACCAACAACAACAAGAACCCCAAACUCCAACAUUCGCCAGUCAAGGAACAGGCUGGAUUCAGGAAGUUCUUCUCUAGAAAGGGGAGCGUGCGUAGAUGA
Molecule: messenger RNA, 3984 nt
Organism: Cyphellophora europaea CBS 101466
Lineage: Eukaryota; Fungi; Ascomycota; Eurotiomycetes; Chaetothyriales; Cyphellophoraceae
Exons: 1
Coding region: 1-3984 (1327 amino acids)
Source: RefSeq, a predicted model, not a curated record